GCAUACCGCAGUGCUGAGCCGCAGUGUGUGUGUGUGUGUGUUUGUACACGAAUGUGUGUUGAUGUGUGUCUCAGCUGGCCAGACGGAAAAUGCGCCUGCAUUGGCUGCUGCUACUCCACACUGUAAGAGGAGAGAACAGAGAGCAGAUCAGGGACAACACAGAGAGAGAGGAAACAGGAGGGAGAGUAUGGCCCUCGCCAAAUAAAGCCAUGGGGGCCUGGGGUGGGAUGGCCCUUACCACACUAUAAAUACGCUGGGCUUCUGCCGAUUCGGGUUUGGUGCCUGGAGCUGUGUAGCAGCAAGCGCACCGGCCCAGCUCAGGAGAAUCUCAUCCACAGUCAGGCCUUCAGCCAUGCCCCGAGUGGACGCCGACCUCAAGCUGGACUUUAAAGAUGUCCUGGUGAGACCAAAGAGGAGCAGCCUAAAGAGCAGGUCUGAGGUGGACCUGCAGAGGACUUUCACAUUCCGCAACUCAAAGCAGACCUACAAUGGCAUCCCAAUCAUCGCCGCUAACAUGGACACCACAGGUACUUUUGAGAUGGCCCAGGUAAUGAGCAAGCACACACUCUUCACCGCCAUCCACAAGCAUUACACUCUGGAAGAAUGGAAGACAUUUGCAUCCAAUCAUCCAGAGUGCCUAGAGCAUGUGGCUGCGAGCUCAGGCAGUGGGCAGGCAGAUCUGGAGAAACUGUGCAACAUUCUGGAAGCCAUUCCACUUAUUAAGUACAUCUGCCUCGAUGUGGCCAAUGGAUAUUCCGAGCACUUUGUGGAGUUUGUCAAAACAGUCCGGGGGAAGUUCCCUAACCACACCAUCAUGGCUGGAAAUGUGGUGACAGGAGAGAUGGUGGAGGAGCUCAUCCUGUCUGGAGCCGACAUCAUCAAAGUUGGCAUCGGACCAGGGUCCGUAUGCACCACACGCAUCAAGACUGGAGUGGGCUACCCUCAAUUAAGUGCUGUCAUUGAGUGUGCAGACUCUGCUCAUGGACUAAAAGGACACAUCAUCUCUGAUGGAGGCUGCAGUUGCCCGGGAGAUGUUGCGAAAGCCUUUGGAGCAGGGGCAGAUUUCGUCAUGCUAGGAGGAAUGCUAGCAGGGCAUGAUCAGUGCGCCGGUGAAGUCAUUGAAAAGGAUGGAAAGAAGUUUAAGCUGUUCUAUGGCAUGAGCUCAGACACAGCCAUGAAGAAAUAUGUUGGUGGUGUGGCGGAAUACAGGGCGUCUGAAGGCCGGACCGUGCAGGUGCCAUAUAGGGGUGAUAUGGAGAACACUAUCAGAGACAUCCUGGGUGGUCUGCGGUCCACUUGCACAUACGUAGGAGCAGCCAAACUCAAAGAGCUCAGCCGCAGGACCACAUUCAUCAGAGUUACACAGCAAUCGAGCCAAAUGUUCACCUAAAGCCAUAAAGUACUUCUAGACACGUAGAAAUCAAACAAACUUAGUGCUCCGAGCAGUAGAGAGACAUAUUUAUACACGCAACAGUACCUCAUUGGGUCAGAUUCAUGCAUGUACCUAGGGUACAUGCGGACGCUGACUUCAUAUACAUGUAUUUCAUAAAGUCACACAAUCUUGAAACAAAAUGGCAGAGAUUUUUUUUCUUUUUUUUCGCUCAGGAGCCAUGCCUGUAGUGCUUGACAGAACAGCUCAUUUACAGCACAAGCAUGAUUCAGCCUGUUGUUAAUAUAAGCCUUUAAGUAUAGACGGUGCAGUGAUGAUGAGGUUCCAAGUAUGAAGGAGAAUGAAUCCAGCCUCAACAAAUUAGCCUUUGGGAAAAGAGAUUUGUAAAUUUAGUCAUUAAAACUAUGCAACUGUGCUACCACUAAAAGGAUAUAAGCCAGCAUGAGGCACAAGGUGAAUACAUAAAAAGUUUUCAUCAUACCAUAAGAAUACUCUGUUGCACAUGCAAAAGUGUUUUUGUGUGUUUUUUUAUUUCUGAGUGUGCUAAUUUUGGUGUAUGGUGUAACGGUGACUGGAUCAGAACAGAGACUGGUGCAUAACAUACUGUACUAUUUCUGUUGACCUGCCUGCUUCUUGAAUGUACACUGGUUUUUGGCGGGAUGUAGCUUCAGACCAGAGGAAUGUGAAAGGCCAUGGUGCCUAAUGUCCUGUUCACUUAGUGUCACACUGUAACUCGGAGUAAUAAAGGGAUAUAAAUAAACUGUUUGAGUACAUCUUCA
This is a messenger RNA of Clarias gariepinus (North African catfish), 2169 nucleotides long. It is a transcript of the gene gmpr, whose product is annotated as guanosine monophosphate reductase. Gene Ontology annotation, biological process: nucleotide metabolic process. The coding region runs from base 353 to 1390 and encodes 345 amino acids. The record is from RefSeq and is a predicted model, not a curated record. Gene Ontology annotation, cellular component: GMP reductase complex. Lineage: Eukaryota; Metazoa; Chordata; Actinopteri; Siluriformes; Clariidae. Gene Ontology annotation, molecular function: GMP reductase activity. The transcript is spliced from 9 exons.